GAGAGGUCUCACCCCUCACCGAGAUGCACUCAGGGCCUAUUAGGUUGGGCUGAUCAACUCUUGAACUGCAGCCCUGACAUACAGCUGGGCAUGUGCAUGUUGUGGCAAAUAUGGAUUUUGACAAAAUUUCUGCCCAUUGGAGAUCUGGGUGGUGUUUGGUGAUAAAUGGUGCCUGAAGCCAUGUGGAGUGGAUCAGGAUGAAGAAAUCAGACUGAGAACUGCAGAAUGCAGGCUGUGGCAUGAAGCCAGCCAGGUUUAUGUAUUGCCAAAAUCUCAAUCAGCCCAGAAAUGAAUUACUGUACAUACUCUGAGCUAAGAGUGAAAAAAGAAAAGCAUCAACACAACUUUAUCACCCACGCCUGCUUUAGAACCAGGAAUGCCUUGAAUCCUUGGAAGGCGCUAAUGUUAAAAUCAGGAAUUUCUAUUACAUCACAAUGUUGCGGGAUCCAGUGUCACGUUACCUGAGCGAGUGGAAACACGUCCAGAGAGGGGCCACGUGGAAAACCUCCCUCCACAUGUGUGAUGGGAGAAGCCCCACCCCCGAUGAACUGCCUACCUGCUACCCUGGGGACGACUGGUCUGGGGUCAGCUUGCGGGAGUUCAUGGACUGCAGCUACAACCUGGCCAACAACCGCCAAGUGCGCAUGCUGGCUGACCUCAGCCUGGUGGGCUGCUACAACUUGACUUUCAUGAACGAGAGCGAAAGAAACACCAUCCUGUUGCAGAGCGCGAAAAACAACCUGAAGAACAUGGCCUUCUUUGGGCUCACGGAAUUCCAGAGGAAGACACAGUUUCUCUUUGAGAGGACAUUCAACCUCAAGUUCAUCUCCCCGUUCACGCAGUUCAACAUCACGCGGGCUUCCAACGUGGAGAUCAACGAGGGCGCCCGCCAGCGCAUCGAGGAGCUAAACUUCCUGGACAUGCAGCUUUAUGAGUAUGCAAAAGAUCUCUUCCAGCAGCGCUACCACCACACCAAGCAGCUAGAGCACCAGAGGCACCGGCAAAAGAGGCGAGAGGAGAGGAGGCUGCAGCGGGAGCACAGGGGCCACCGGUGGCCUAAAGAGGGUGGGAACACAGAGGGGGCUGUCACUGAGGACUACAACAGCCAGGUAGUGAGAUGGUGACCCCCUGCCCUCUCCUCCCUUGGGAUGGGGAGGAUAAGCAGGCGCACUGGCCUUCUGUGGUGUAAGCUUGGAGAACAUUGGACCAUUCUGAGGGCAUCUGACUGUAUGUGGCUUGAUUUGGAACCUGCUUCCUCUUUGUCUUCAUCUUUAUCCAGUGGAGAUGAUCCAUCUUGUUCUUUUUUUCCUGACGUUUUUCAGUCUGUGAGAUUAAAUAGGACAGGAAUGCAUCCAAUCUAGGCCACUUUAGAAGGUUAAGGAGAGAAGCUCCGGCAAGGAAACAGUCCUUGCAAUCUCCUUUGCAGCAGCACAGGUCAUACGUUGAGCAACUGGAACCCACAGAGGCACACAUGAAAGGCCGAAUAAUGGCUUGGAUGUUCUGCUGAAACAGAUCUGUUUCAUACUGUCUCUGUAAUGGAAAUAUUGGUCUAUUUAAAGAGAGAAAUAGAAGUCCCUUUUAGCACUUAGAUGAGGUAUUCCGCCAGCUCUCACUUGGCUGUUGACUCUCAUCUUUGAACUCUAAUGGAAUGUGGUUUCUAUCAUAAGUAGAGUUACGUGUUUUGUUGUUGCAAUUGUUUUUAAACAAGAUUAUCCUACUAUUGACUGUCACUAGAGACUCACAUCUCACAAAGCCCCUCAUCUUAGCCCUGAUCCAUGCUUCCUCCUCUAUCUUUUAGGGAAAUGGCUAGUGGAUUCAAAACAGGGGUGCCUGUGGCCCCUGAGAAAUGAACAAUUGGUAGGGGCAUUUAGGAGAAAAUGUGCUUAUUAACUAAUGCUUAAGGAGAUCACACUUUACCAAUUUUUGUUUUCAAUGUAAGGAAUGAAUGAUAAAUUAAGGAGAGGAUAACUAUGUGUCUAACGUUUCCAUUCCUGCUACAGAACCUUAGUUUUUUAAAGACUUUUUCAGAGUUCUACCUGUUUGGAGCAGUCAUCUUUUGUGCGGCCCUGCCAAGUUUGAAAUUCUGCUAUCACAGGGGAAAAGACAUUUAAAAAGAAUUUGGCCCAAAGAAUAGGAGCUUAGCUAACAUGUACGCAAAAUAUAUUCAAGGUCACUAAACAAAUAAUAACUGAUUUAGGCCAGGAGUCACGGAACUCAAUGGGGUGGUUAUCCAGGGAGUUUAAACAGAUUCUACUUCCUAAUGUCUUGAAUAUCUCCAGCCUGAUAACUUUUUAUCCCCACAUGAACUUUACCUAUUGUGAGACCAUGGCUACAGCCAGCAAAUCAAGCUGGAGUGUAUAAAACUGGACCAAAAAAUGUGCUGCAUUGCCAAGGGCUUCUUAUUUUCACUUUUCCCAAUCACAACUACAAUAACACAAAGUUUGUUGAAUAGUACGGGGAGACGUACGGAAGCAGGAAUAGAAAGCUCUCACCUAGCAUUCAGUAGAAGGAUCAGAGUGGGUAGAAGGUAUCACAAAAGAUUGAUUUGAUCAAUCCUUUCAAGGAGCUGAAGGCAAAAUGAGUGAAACCCGCAAAUCAGAUGGAAAAGCCGAUUUCAUUGAUAUCCAACAUGUUUGAUGUUUAAGCCAGCUUUACAUAAGCCACAGCUCAGUCUUUAGAAUACUCUCUUUGGGGUUGAGAGUCAAUCAACCCACAAGCAUUCAUGGAGUGCCUGCCUGCACGGAGGGGAGCCCAGUGUCUCCAUCAAAGAGACAUCUGAAGAAGCGGCUUAGGUCCUUCUCUCACUACACUUGGCCUCCUCCGUCAUGGGAGGGAAGGCAUGAUUGGGGACCUCACUCAUGCCAGGAACUGUGGGAGGCCCUUUUCAUACCUUAAAUCUAUUCACAACAAGGUAGAUAUUAUUAGUCCCAAUUUCAUAAAUGAGAAGACUGAAACACACAGUAGCUUCCUCAUGGAUUGUAGCUAGGUCUGGCUGACUGCACAGUGCAAGCUCUUUUAACUCCAUCAUGUUUUCCAUAUGGGAUAAAAUCUUUCUGCCAGUCAGGAAGAAGACAGCUGUUAUUGUCCAAAAGCGUUUGUCUCCAACCCUUGUGAGUGGCACAAGUGUGACAGCACCAAGCCAGCAGUGACCCAGAGUCAUGCUGCCUUGGGUGAAUCCAGCCCUCUCCAUGUCACUGACCCAUCAAUGAGCUGAGAGAUUGAUGACUUUUUAGGCAAUUCUUGAGCCAUAUAUGAGGGUGAGUUAAAGGGCCAUGUAAAUUUGCUUGUUAGUUGGUAGAGAUUAAGCUCCAGAAUAUUAGUGUUUCCCUUUCCAAUGAUUUGUUCCAAAAGUAGGGAGGGAAGGAGGAUUGCAGCUGGGAUUAAGGAGCAUCUCUCUCUCUCUCUAUCUUCACGUUUCAAUGUGAGGAUCUAACACUCUGCAUAGAAUGGCAGGACUGCAAAUUAUCCUUCUGCCUGCCCCUGUGACACACACACACACACACACACACACACACAUAUGCACAAUAACAGUCCAGUAUUUUGUCAUGUGGAAAAUCAAAACAAGUUAGAAAGCAUUCGGAUUGUUUCUUUUAAACUCAUUUUAAAUUUUGGCAGGGAAUUCAUGCAUAGCUGAGACUUGGAGGCAGGCUCUGCUAACUUCACACUGUUCCUUAGGCACCUCGGGAUUUAUAUCAAAAGGCUUUCCAUGGCCUUGCCGCUGAAGUCAUGAUGUAUGGUGCUCCACUUGAGACCAGAUAUCAGGACGUUCGGGGGAGAAACCAUCUCUUUGUGUUGGCCUGAGGCCAGUGCUGAGCAAAUUAAAAAGACCGACAUGGGUUUCCUUCCUCAUAUCAUUUCAUUCUAAAGCAGCGCUUGUCAUAUCCCUGGGGUCCUAUGUUGAUAGAAAUGAAGAGGUAGGGACGCAGUUUGUUCUCUGAAAAUUGACUGCACACCAACAUGCUGAGUGAAGCUCAGAGAAGUGAUGCAAACAGAAGUCAUCUGGGCCUAAGGAUCUAUGGGAAGUCAGCAGCCUUCAGACUUAAGAUCCUAAACCAAAUCAAUUUCAGAUACAUUAGUGUUAAAAGCCCAAGAAGAGGGGGAAAAAAAAAGAAUUCCCCUGGUAGUUCCACAUCCCAUUGACUACUAGGACUUCCAGGUAGACAUUUUUUCCCUUCUCUUGGCAAUGGCAGCUCCAGUAACCAGAUUGGGAUGAGGUAUCCUUGUGUGUGUGUGUAUAUAUGUUUAUUAUUAAGGACUAAAAUACAUACUAUCUAUUCUAUAUCCUUCUAAUUUUUUGGCAGGCUACUCUUUCUAGAGAAAAACUUGCCCUGACAAUUAUUUGGAUAUGUUCUCUAAUAAUUGAUAACAUUACCAAUCAGUUAAAUUAUAAAAGUGUGUUUCUUAUCAUCUAAAGGAGACAACUUUGUCAUAAACAGUUUAAUCAAAGGUUUGAAAUAUGAGGACUUGUUCAAAAGUCUGAGUAGAGAUAGUAUUAAUAUGGGGAAGAAAGUCUACCAGAUAGGCCUAGCCAGGAGGUGAGCGUAGAUCACUACAAAAUAAAUAUAAGUCUACUGGAGAGGAUUCCCGUUUGGCUGCCUUAACAGAGAAACUCAAAACAACAGUGACUUCAUUAAGAUUCAAGCUAUUGCUCUCUUACUUAAAAGACAGACUGCUUUGAUGACUCUGGUGUGUGACAUGACCAGAAACCCAGGCUCUGUCUUGUUGCUCUUUAUCCUAAUGUGCAAGCUUCCAUCUCACAGUCCAAGAUGUGUGCUGCAGCUCCUGCCAUCUCAUUUACAUUGAAAACAGCAGAAAGGAAAUGGAGGGAAGUUGCACAUACCACUUCCAGUCACAUCUUAUGGGCUAAAGCCUAGCCAUUAGCUACAUCUAGCUGUAAAGAAGGCCAGGAAAUGUCUUUAUUCAUGAUUGCCAUGUGCCUUGAUAAAUAUGAGGGUUCUAUUAUUAAAGAAACAAUGUGAAAAUUAAUACUGAUAAAAACUAUCAGUCUCUGACACAAAAGGGAAUUGAAAAAUAUUUCAAGUGUUUUUCAACAUCAUCUGUUUCGUCAUGUGUUUUGCAAAGGAUAAG
This is a messenger RNA of Diceros bicornis minor, 5088 nucleotides long. It is a transcript of the gene HS6ST3, whose product is annotated as heparan sulfate 6-O-sulfotransferase 3. NCBI's taxonomy places the organism in Eukaryota, Metazoa, Chordata, Mammalia, Perissodactyla, Rhinocerotidae. The transcript is spliced from 3 exons. Gene Ontology annotation, molecular function: heparan sulfate 6-sulfotransferase activity. The record is from RefSeq and is a predicted model, not a curated record. Gene Ontology annotation, cellular component: membrane. Bases 435 to 1124 code for a protein of 229 amino acids.